Molecule: messenger RNA, 210 nt
Organism: Rotaria sordida
Lineage: Eukaryota; Metazoa; Rotifera; Eurotatoria; Philodinida; Philodinidae
Source: the annotation of a GenBank genome assembly
AUGGCAAACGCAAGUAUAUCGACAUACGGCUCUGAUACUGGUUCAGCGAAUGAUCCUAAUAAAGAGCGUAUAGAUCCAUGGACAUUACAAGGAUACAUGAAGAUGUUCGAUGAUGAGAAAGAUGGAUCUACUUUACGGCAUCAUCUUCGAAAUAGAUUUCAAAUAUUAGCAAAUAAAGAUGAUAAUAAUAAUUAUCAAGCAAAUCAUUAA